AUGGAGGUCAAUCUCGAUGCCACAUCUGCAAGAAACUCGUCACCAUGCCACAUCGCUGCUUUGUUCAAAGGAAACCUAAACCCAAACGCAAACAAGGAUUUGAAAAUGUACAUUUAUUACGACUUCGAAUGUACACAGGAAAACGGAAUUCACAUUCCUAAUUUAUGUGUAGCAGAACGCGUGUGUCAACAUUGCGACAGUUUAGAUAUCGACAUCCCCUGUCACCACUGUCAAGGCUUUGGAGCGCAACGCCGCUUCGUAUUUCAAGGCCCAGACACCUUAAAACAGUUUAUGGACUGGUUAUUGCAGGCCGAGACGGGUAAUGUGACUUUCAAACACGACGAGGCUACCAUCAUUGCGCACAAUUUCAAGGGAUACGAUGGGCAGUUCAUCUUGAACUAUCUGGUUCACACAGCCUGUAUCAAACCCGCAGUUAUCCUCAACGGGAGUAAAAUCUUAUCCAUGGGAGUAUUCGGCUUGAGAUUCAUCGAUUCUUACAAUUUCUUACCCUUUGCCCUGGCCAAGAUGCCCUCUGCGUUUGGAUUAACAGAACUGAAAAAAGGCUAUUUCCCCCACUUUUUCAACACGGAACAGAACCAGAAUUACGUGGGGCCUUAUGCAGAUGCGCACUACUACAAUCCUGACGACAUGUCGAUAGCCAAUCGCGAGGCCUUCUAUACCUGGUACAAUCAGCAUCAGGGAAAAGAGUUUGAUUUCCAGAAGGAAUUUCUAGCUUACUGUAUCUCGGACGUGGAUAUUUUGCGCCGGUGUUGUGCGCAAUUUAAGUCUACCCUCUAUGGUCUCGUACGGGUCGACCCAUUUCAGGAAUCGAUUACUUUUGCGAGCACGGCUAAUUUAGCCUAUCGACGAGGAUUCAUGCCCCCGGACACCAUUGCCAUUAUUCCUAAUAUGGGAUAUCAACCAUCGCGCCGCUACUCGGCCAAGGCUUGUCGUUGGUUAGCCUGGUUAGAGAAUCAACACCAUUCCAUACGUCAUGCUAAAAACGGGGGUGAAGUCACUUUAGGGCCCUAUACGGUGGACGGGUACGAUGAGGAAUCGCGCAUCGUCUAUGAAUUCUACGGCUGUUACUGGCACGGGUGUCCUAUCUGUUAUCCGAAUCUGUUGACGGAAAUGCAUCCUCAUCGAGUCCAACAUACGUAUCAAGAUCUACACGUGCAGACCUUGAAACGAGCCACAGCUUUAGAGGAACAAGGGUAUACAGUCGUGAGCCUAUGGGAACACGAGUUUGACCAGCAAGUUCAAAACAACUCCGAGUUACAAGAAUUCCUGCGAGACCUCGAUAUUCAGGACCCCUUAAAUCCUCGGGAAGCCUUAUACGGAGGUCGUACCAAUGCCACCGUCUGUAUUGCAACGAGGGAGACAUGCGAUACGUCGAUGUGUGUUCCUUGUAUCCUUACGUUCUGA
Messenger RNA from Ostrea edulis (European flat oyster), 1425 nucleotides. RefSeq lists its product as uncharacterized. Gene Ontology annotation, biological process: DNA replication. The transcript has a single exon. The record is from RefSeq and is a predicted model, not a curated record. NCBI's taxonomy places the organism in Eukaryota, Metazoa, Mollusca, Bivalvia, Ostreida, Ostreidae. Bases 1 to 1425 code for a protein of 474 amino acids. Gene Ontology annotation, molecular function: DNA-directed DNA polymerase activity; DNA binding; nucleotide binding.